Messenger RNA from Chrysochloris asiatica (Cape golden mole), 2007 nucleotides. It is a transcript of the gene ARMC9, whose product is annotated as armadillo repeat containing 9. Gene Ontology annotation, molecular function: protein binding. Gene Ontology annotation, biological process: cilium assembly. NCBI's taxonomy places the organism in Eukaryota, Metazoa, Chordata, Mammalia, Afrosoricida, Chrysochloridae. Gene Ontology annotation, cellular component: ciliary basal body; ciliary tip; centriole. The record is from RefSeq and is a predicted model, not a curated record. The coding region runs from base 1 to 2007 and encodes 668 amino acids. The transcript is spliced from 20 exons.
AUGGGGGACAUUCUGGCUCAUGAAUCCGAAUUACUUGGACUAGUGAGAGAGUAUUUAGAUUUUGCCGAAUUUGAAGACACUUUGAAAACAUUUUCAAAAGAGUGCAGAGUAAAAGGGAAACCGUUAUCUAAGACAACAGGUGGCUCUUUAAGAGACUCCACAUCGUUGAUCAUUCAGAAGGAUCUCAUUGCUGCAUUUGACAGUGGAGACCAGAAGGCGUUCUUCAGUCAGUGGGAGGAACACGUUCCCAGUUCAAUCCGGGACGGGGACUCCCUGGCCCAGAAGUUGGAGUUCUAUCUUCAUGUCCACUUUGCCAUCUAUCUUUUGAAGCACUCCACAGGGGGACCAGACAAAGGACAACUGGAUGAAAGGGUUUCUUACUUCAGAACCUACCUGGAGACCAGAGGGGCGGCCCUGAGCCAGACCACUGAGUUCCUUCCUUACUACGCCCUUCCUUUUGUUCCCAACCCCAGGGUACACCCGUCAUUUAAAGAGCUCUUCCAGGAUGCUUGGACUCCGGAGUUAAAGUUGAAGCUGGAAAAGUUUCUGGCUUUAAUUUUUAAAGCCAGUAACACGCCAAGGCUUUUAACCCUCUGUAAGGAGAACGGACAAAGUAAUAAAGAAUUGUUGCAGCAGCUCCAUCAGCAGCUGGUAGAUGCUGAACGGAGGUCAAUGACAUACCUGAAACGGUACAACAAGAUCCAGGCCGACUACCACAAUCUCAUUGGAGUCACGGCCGAGCUGGUGGAUUCUCUGGAGGCCACGGUCAGCGGCAAGAUGAUCACUCCGGAGUACCUGCAGAGUGUCUGUGUCCGCCUCUUCAGUAACCAGAUGCGGCAGAGCCUGGCUCACAGUGUGGACUUCACGAGACCCGGCACGGCUUCGACCAUGCUAAGAGCCUCCUUGGCACCUGUCAAGCUGAAGGAUGUCCCAUUACUGCCUUCCCUGGAUUAUGAGAAACUGAAGAAGGAUUUGAUUUGGGGGAGUGACCGAUUGAAAGCCUUCCUGCUACAGGCCCUGCGCUGGCGCUUGACCACAUCCCAUCCGGGAGAGCAGAGGGAGACCGUCCUGCAAGCCUACAUCAGCAAUGACAUCUUGGACUGUCACAGUAACAACCAGAGGAGCGUGCUUCAGCUGCUACACUCACAGAGCGAGGCAGUGCGCCAGUACAUGGCCCGGCUCAUCAAUGCCUUCGCGUCACUUGCCCAAGGUCGUCUCUACCUCACCCAGAACACAACGGUGCUGCGGAUCCUGGAGGGACGGCUGAGGGAGGAAAACAAGGACGUCAUUACCCGGGAGAAUGUCCUUGGGGCCUUGCAGAAGUUCAGCCUCAGGCGCCCGCUGCAGACAGCGAUGAUCUGCGAUGGCCUCGUCUUCUGGCUGAUCGACAUUCUCAGGGACCCUGACUGCCUGUCUGACUACACACUGGAAUACUCGGUGGCUCUUCUCAUGAACCUCUGCCUCCGGAGUGCAGGGAAGAACAUGUGCGCCAAGGUGGCUGGCCUCGUGCUGAAGGUCCUUUCAGAUCUGCUUGGCCACGAAAACCAUGAGAUACAGCCGUAUGUGAAUGGAGCUCUGUAUAGCAUCCUUUCAAUCCCAUCCAUCCGGGAGGAGGCCAGAGCAAUGGGAAUGGAAGACAUUCUACGCUGCUUCAUCAAAGAAGGCAACGCUGAAAUGAUUCGCCAGAUAGAAUUUAUCAUCAAGCAGCUUAAUUCUGAAGAGAUACUAGAUGGUGCUCUUGAAUCUGAUGAUGAUGAAGAUGAAGACGACGAAGAAGACCAUGACACUAUGGAAGCUGACCUGGACAAAGAUGAGCUGAUCCAGCCCCAGCUUGGAGAGCUGUCAGGCGAGAAGCUGCUGACCACAGAAUACCUGGGGAUCAUGACCAACACGGGCAAGACCACAGCCAAGCAGCGGAAGGGCUCAGCUGCCAUGCAGUGGAGCGCAGACGAGCCCCUGCGCCGGCCCGUCACCCCCGGUGGCCACAGGACCGGGCACCCAGUGUAA